Messenger RNA from Octopus bimaculoides (California two-spot octopus), 3101 nucleotides. RefSeq lists its product as uncharacterized. NCBI's taxonomy places the organism in Eukaryota, Metazoa, Mollusca, Cephalopoda, Octopoda, Octopodidae. The record is from RefSeq and is a predicted model, not a curated record.
ACAAACAACAACACAUGUUUGAUUGGCUGUGACUUUUUUCUCCCCCUCCCCCCUUCUAUAUCUCUCUCUGUGUCAUUCUCCCACUCUACCUCUCUCUCUCUCUUCUUUCCCUUUCCUCCCUACACUUUCUGCCUCUUCUGCUUCUUCGUCUUCUUCUUCUUCACGAAAGAAUUUCUUUAGCAUUCCUCGUCAGUCUGAAACGGAUCUCAAUAAUGCACAACAACCAGUUGGUGUGAAAAACCAUUAACUCACCAACCAGGCUGGUAUGGAAACUGGUCUCUUCCAAAACACGCUGGUCUAAAAACCAUUCGGCCUAUUCCAUACUUCGUUUCUCCUUCUUUCUUCUUCGUUUCAUUUUAUCCCCCCCCCCUUUAUACUUUCACCGUGGGACCUUUACAGUGUUAACCGGAAUAAUUCCACAAGUGACUUUCUACCUGUUUAAUCAAAUAAUAAUUCACUCACCUGUACGGAGGACACUAUACAUAAACAGCGAGGAGUAUACAUACAUCUAAUAUUACAUAUAUAUAUAUAUACAUAUAUAUAUGUAUAUGAUUACGGACUCACACGAUUGCAUAUAUAUUUAUAUACACGUCUGUAAGUAAAUGUAUAUAUUAUUAAUAUAUGGAGAUAUAUAAGUGAGAUAUAUAUGAUAUAUACACACGUUUUCGGAGGAUGUUUUACCUACCCUUACGGUUUAAUACCUAUCUUUCUAACCGUCAUUUGACUGCGGCUAUGCUGGAGCACCACUUUAAGGGAUUUUCGUCGAACAAAUCGUCAUCAGGACUUAUUCUUUAUGGUCCGAUUAUCAACACCUGGAAAUUUCCACUCCAAAACGCAGGAUUAGGCAAGGUUCUAUAUGGAAAACCACCAUUUGCCCCUGCAAGCAAGUUGCCCCGCUCCACAACACCGAUGUUGUUCAAGGAAAAAGUUAAAUUCUUCUUCACCACGGAGCCUGGCAUGACGUAAAAAAUAAAAACACAACGGAAAUAUUUUUCAACCAAUGAAACAAUGACUCAGUAGUCUCCACCUGAUUUUUAACCAACACCAACACCACUACCACAACGCUGUUUCCACUAUUACUUUGGUUACACUGCUACAAUUACUGCCACCACCAUCAUCACUAUUAUUAUUAUUAUUAUUAUUAUUAUUAUUAUUAUUAUUAUUAUUAUUAUUAUUAUCGCUACUACUGCUAAAACCACUGCUGGUAUAUUUCCAUUACGACAUCUUCGUUCCUUCUCUCCCCGCUUUCUCUCUAUCUCCCUUUCUUUCAAUUUUAUUACGUCACGGUAACCGACUUUCGGUCAUACGCCUUCGAAGAUGACCUACACAUAUUUAUUUUGGUUGGGAAUUGUUCUGCCAACCACCAUAACGGUUUUAUUGUUUAUUUUAUUUCUGGUCUGCUGGUUCAAGUAUAAUCUACGAGAAAAGUUUACUAAAAAAAAACACGAUCCACACCGAGUCAACCAAAAUCACUCACGCUCGACCAAACCGCCAACUGGCUUGCCUCCGCCGCCACCAGUUCAGUAUAAUCGGUCACGCCCGAAUGAUCAGAGAGACGAAAGGUUACCAGCGCGCAUAAUUUACUCCACUUAUCAUGACAGUGGUAUGUCAGAACUGCAUGAAAUACAUUAUAAAUUCGACAGACCGGUUUCUCAGGCUUCUACUGAUUCUGAAGAUUCCGGUUUCCGAAGUUCGAAAUCCGCUCAUUACUUGCCGAACAGGUUGUCUGAGCACAGUUUCCCGCAGGACAUUCCAUUACUAAAACCCGUUAGUGCGAACAUGCCACAUGCGCAGAGAAAUCUGGCGCUAAAUACCAGUGAUUCACCGCGAGGUGGACCGUCAUUUUGGGCUGGGACAUCAAGUUUCGGUCAAUCUUCAUCGUCGUCAUCGUCAUCAAACAAUAACAACAACAACAAUAAUAAUAAUAACAAGAACAAUAACAACAACAACAACAACAAUAAUAGCAAUAAACUGCCUUCUUCUGUAUCGGCGUCGUCCAAUAUCGCUGCAGACGAACAACAACAACAACAACAACAACAGCAGCCCCAUUCGCUAGCGCUACAAAAUGUACAUCAAGAGGAACGGAGAGGUCCGCAUCCAAACCAUCAUCAUCAUCACCAUCAUCACCAUCACCACCACCACCGUUCUCUACCGCAGAGUCCAUUGGCAGACAUUUCGGAAAAUAUGCCAGUCACUCGGCCCAUUCCUUCAUCCCAAUCCACUCCUCUGCCUUAUCCACAGUGGCGGACAGACGCACGUUUGUCUCCAACGCUCCCCAGAGAGGCGAAAAGUCAACAAACAGUUAUCGCCCUUGUACAUAGUCCUAGCCAACAAUCAGAAAUGAACGGACAGCUAUCUUAUGCCAUGGUUUAACACCUGGUCACUAUAAAUCACAGACACAACACACACACACACACACACACACACAUAUAUAUAUAUACACGUUAAUGUAUACACAUAAAUAUAUACACAUAUACUGUUGUGUGUCGAUAUUUACGUUACAGGUACCCUCAAAUGUAUACAAACAGUUUUGCUGUAUGUUAUACGUGUCUACAAACAUUUAGCAUGUAUACACACGCAUCUGCAAGAGUUCCAGCUGUAUACAUGCAGUUACAAUAGUUUCAGACGUUUACACGUGUCUCCAAGAGUUCCGGGUGUAUAAAUGCAUUUGCAAAGAUUUCAGGUCUGUGCAGGUGUGUUUACCAAAGCUCCAGAUGUUUACACAUGCAUUUACGAAACUUCCAGACGUACUCAAGCAUUUAAAUAUUCAACUCAAUUUACAGACAGUCAUGAUGUCUACACAUAUUUACAUAUUUUCAAGUUGUAUGCUGAUAUAUAUAUAUAUAUAUUGUGAUGUAUACUUUCUUCUAAAUAUGUUCGGAUAUAUACAUAUUUUAAUAGACGUUGCUCUGUAUACAGAAUUUUAAAAUGUUCCAAUGUAUUGUAUAUACACUUUUAUGAAUGAUCCAAUAUAUACACACUUUUAUAGAUCUUCCAGCGUAUACACACAUGCACAGAGAUUCUUCAUGUUUAAAAAUCUUUUCCCAGGUUUUCCUAAGUGUCGGCAAUCAAAGACGCAUAUAAGUACAUUUGCGAUCGUA